Molecule: messenger RNA, 5672 nt
Organism: Oryctolagus cuniculus (rabbit)
Lineage: Eukaryota; Metazoa; Chordata; Mammalia; Lagomorpha; Leporidae
Source: RefSeq, a predicted model, not a curated record
UAUUGGGUCAUAAUUUAGGUAUUUGAUCCAUUUUGAGUGGAUUUUUGUAUAAGGUUUAAGAUAGGGGUUGAGUUUCAUACUUCUGCAUGAGAGAUCCAGUUUUCCCAGCACCAUUUGCUGAAUAGACUGUCCUUGCUCCAGGGAUUGAUUUUAGCUCCUUUGUCAAAGAUAAAUUGGUUACAGAUGUGUGGAUUGAUUUCUGGAGUUUCUAUUCUGUGGUUCUACACAUCUGUUUUUGUGCCAGUACCAGGCCUUUUUGAUUAUAACUGUCCUGUAGUAUGUCUUGAAAUCUGGUAUUGUGAUGCCUCCAGCUUUAUUUUUGUUAAGAUUUCUUUAGUUAUUUGGGGUCCCUUGUGUUUCCAUUUGGAGUUUUGCAUUCUUUUUCUAGAUCAGAGAAGAAUGUCCUUGGUAGUUUAAUUAGGAUUGCAUUGAAUCUGUAAAUUGCUUUGGUAGCAUGGACAUUUUGAUGAUAUUGAUUCUUCCAAUCCAUGAGCAUUGAAGAUUUCUCCAUUUUUUGAUUGUGUCUUCUAUUUUUUUCUUUAAUGUUUUGUAAUUUUCAUUGUAGAGAUCUCUGACAGCGUUGUUUAAAUUUAUUCCAAGGUAUUUAAAUUUUUUUGUAGUAAUUGUGAAUGAGAUUGAUCUUAGAAGUUCUUUCUCAGCCAUGCUGGACCUACACUGUUAUAUAGUGUGUUUAUAUCCAGUACUUAAUAGGAAAAAGACAUUGAAAUACGAGACAAUCCCAAAUAAACAAAAUGUGCCUAAUAAAACUAUCUAUACAGUGGUUAACAAAAAAUGAAGGCAAGAAUUUUUAAAAUUGCUCUUUAAAAUUUCUAAUGAUACCACAGCACAGCAGCUGCCAACAAAUUGUUUUGAUUGCACUUGAAAAGUGGUUCUCCAAUGGGUGAUUUUGCCCCACAGGGAACACUUCCAAUCGCUGGAAAUAACGUUUGUCACAACUAAGGAGAGUUGUGUCGCAACUACUACUGGCAUCAACUUGGUGGAUUGUGACAGUAUUAAGUGAGUAUCAGCCAGGGAAGUGGUUAAAAAUUCUACAAUCUCUAUAUGCAAGUCACCACAACAAAGCAGUUUCUGCCCCAAAAUGUUAAUAGUGCCAAGGCUGAGAAAUCCUGCUCUACAGAUACUGAGAAACAAAGCACAUGAUGUAAAUUUGUUAGAAAGGAGAAAUAGGUGAAUAUAAAAGUGCCUAUAAAAUGUAUACCUGGAUAUCUCAAGAAUGUUACCCUAGAAAUGUCUGCAUUUACUAUUUUAGAUGGCUAAUUUUAAUGUGGCAACUUCACAGGCCACAUUCUUGAGGAUGUUUGUGGAUGAAGUUAACAUAAAUGGGAGAACUUGAGUAAAAUAGAUCACCUUCCACAAUUUGAGUGGUCCUCAUGUUUUCAGUUGAAGGCCUGAAUAGAAUCAAAGGCUGCCCUUCCCCCGAGUGAGAGAAUUCUCCUGCCUGGAUAGGCUCCUAACUGACACAUCAGUACAUCCUGGUUCUGCACAGCCUCUUGGCCUUCAGACUUGCACUGGGACAUCAGCUCUGCAGAUUUGAGACUUGUCAGCCUCCAUAACUCUGACCAAAAUGGAGAGGAGAUCCCGACUUCAGUUGUCCAGACUGCCAGACAUCACGGCAAUGAAGCAGCAACAGUUGCCUGCCUACCAGCUACACUUCUCAGCUACCAUGGUCUUCUCCAUCUUUUUUGCCUCAGGAGUAUUCUGCCUUUUCAUGGGCAUCUUCCUCAUAUUGUCUGCAAAGAGUAUCCAGAAAGUAGAGAUUAAUUACACAAAAACAUGUGGAAAUUGUGCAAAACUGCGGGAAGAUGCCUUUAAUCACAACAAAAUAUGCACCUGCUCUAUUCCCUUUGUCCUUGCAAAGAGUAUGGAGGGUAAUGUUUUUAUGUACUACAAGCUGUAUGGCUUCUAUCAGAACCUUUAUCGAUAUAUUUUAUCCAGAAGUAAUAGUCAACUGCUGAGUAAGGAUCUGAAGGCUGUUGAGGACUGUGCUCCAUUCAAAGUGUCCCACAAAGAAAUCCCUUUUGCUCCUUGUGGCGCUAUAGCCAACAGCAUGUUCAAUGGAACCACAAAGCCCCCUUACUGGCCCAAGCCUAUCUACGAGCUGGAUCCAGAUGAUCCAGAAAAUAAUGGCUUCCUCAACGACGAUUUCAUCGUGUGGAUGCGGACAGCUGCCUUUCCCACUUUCAAGAAACUAUACCGUCGACUCCACCGAAUACACUAUUUUAUUGAAGGCUUACCUGCUGGUAAUUAUAGUUUCAACAUAACCUAUAACUUCCCAGUAACCAAGUUCCAAGGAGAAAAAUCAGUUGUCCUCUCCACGCUGACAUGGAGUGGAGGCAGCAGCCUCUUCUUAGGUCUUGCUUACACAGUUACGGGCGCCAUGACAUGGCUAGCCUCCUUUGCCAUGUUAGCAAUUCACUUCAUGCUAAAACAAAGGAAAGCAUCCACCUCGAAGUGGCAAAGCAAGGCUUUAAAAGGGCAAAGCAGAAAAUAGAAACAGAUAGUAAAGUAACAGCCAAAAAUCUCUGGCAAGCCUGGAAAUGACUGGGAUAUUGUAGAACAGGCCUGACUGAAACAAAUUCAGUCCCAGAUAGGUAAAUAGUGAGAAUUUCAGAAAUAAGAAAAAGAAGAAGGAAGAAGAGGAGGAAAUGUAAUUAUGUAUAGUAUGGAAUGGGGGUAAUAAAUCGUCAUUGAGCUCUAGACUGAGUUCCAAGUAUUUAUUUGAAGUCCUUGUGCCUGAAAGCUGGUGAAUGCCCAGGGGGUUCAACUGCCAAGUGAAAGUAAGCCUGGGGUCCCUGAAAUUGAGUGGCUCAUUUUACCCAUUAGAGUAAGCUCAGUCCAUAGUCUUCAUUGGCUGGUUGGAAUACUUUCCAAGAACAACUGCUGAACUGAGCAUCAGAAUGCUUUCAACAUUUCUAUCGAUGGAGUUGAAACUAAGUUUUCCCUACUAAGAUUAGGUCAAACCAAAGUUAUGGCAGGACCCAAGGUACAGAAAUACACCAAACAGAAGGCCCAGAAAGUUCCCUAGAGUUACCUACAUGGCCAAGAAAAAAGCACUGCAAGUGACUGAUUCUCAGAAACUACUCAGCACAUCAAGGGCUCAAAACAACAGACGGAUGACAAAUUCCACAAUUCAAACAAUGGCAUGGAUUUAUGACACUUGUACUGAUUUAUGACAUAUGUACUGAGAGAGCCUUCAGAGUCCAUCUUAAAAGGUAUUAAUUCCUCGAAUGAAUGUUUGGUACAAGACUAAGGAUACCUCUCGGGAUGCCUGCAUCCCAUUUUUUGGAGUGUGUGGUUGGAAUCCCAGCUCCACUUCUGAUGCAGCCUCCUAUUACUGUGCACCCUGAGAAGGCAGCAAAUGAUGACUCAAGUACUGGGUUCCUGCCGUUCACAAGAGAGACUCAGAUUGAGAUCCUGGCUCCAGGCUUUGGCCUGACCCAGCACUGGGUGUUACAGGCACUUGGGGAGUGAACCUGAAAAUGGAAGAUAUCUCCCUCCCCAUCCCUCAUCCCUUUCUCUCUCUCCUUCUUAAAUAAAAUAAGACACAAUUUUUAAUUAAAAAAAGUUUUAAUUCUUGCUAAAAGUCACUUACAGGAGACUGGAUAAGCACUUGGUGAAGCUGCCAUGAAGCCUCAUAGAUUUUUUUUUACCUAAAUGACCACAGAGUAAUACUUUUUAAAGCAUUUUAUAUUAAUUUUUUGAGGUAGGGGAAGUUUUACUCUGUGAUUAUUCUAAAAGUAAAAUGACCAUUGUUAAAGAAAAAUGAAAAGUAUCAACACAUUUGUCUCCUUAGGAGCCAAGAAAGCAUUUCUUUGUUGCAACUCUUGGCAUUCACCAAAUAACUGAGCACUUCUCAAAAAAAAAUGAAAUGAUUUCAAGUGUCAACUCUGAAGUCUUGGAAUCCCUUUCCUCAUCCACCUUCUACUUAAAGCCAAUUACCUCUGAUGACCAGGUGUGGCAAGCUAAUUCCUCCCACUAAAAAUGCCCAUGCUGUAAUCCCCAGAGCCUGUAAAGGUUAUCUUCUCUAUCAAAAGAGAUUUGCAGAUCUAAUCCAGGAUAUUGAUAUGAGGAGAUUAUCCUGGCUUAUCUGGGUGGGUCCAAUGUAAUUGAUGUAGGGAGGGAGGGAGGUAGCAUUCACAAACAGCAGCUGAGGUUCUGCCAGCACCAUUCUGCUGCCCUGCCUGCUGCAGCAUGGCCCACAUAGCCGCUCUGGCUGAACCAUAUGACAAUGCUGGCAUGCUCAAACAGCCCAGCCCACACUGCUCAAACCACACCCCCUCUUCCCUGUACCAGCCAAACCCCCUUUUCCUGUACCGACCUUUCCCUUUUCCUGUACUGCCCAAAACUCCCUUUCUGUACACUACCCAAACUGUCCCCCACCCCUUUCGUGUAGAAGAAAACCACAAGUUCUGGGAGGUUGCAACUUAGAACCAGCAUCAGCUAGAAAUAGCCAAGAUGGCUGAAGGCUGUGUCCCUGUGAUGACCUUUAGGUCUUUAUAAUGUCAUUAUAAUAAACUUACCAUGGCUGACACUCCCAUUCCCAUGAUACACCUGACACCAUAACUGCUGAGAUUUCCAAAAGAGAGCACAGAAAUGGGUGGUACUCAAGCCCUAUCUCAAAUUCCACCAUCUUUGCCCCACACACCACCUCCUAUACCUCAGGAUAACAUAAAAGAAUGGCCCCAAACUUUGUUGAUUGCAGUUUCAUCUCGCCCAAGCUUGCCUGCACUCAUUCUUGUAAUUUUGUGUAAUUUCUUUUUAAAUAAAUACUGUUUUUCUGCUCAACAUUUUCUAUGGUCUCUUCCUUGAAUUUUUUCUAAGGUGCAGACAAGAACCUGGUUCAAGCUUAGCCAGGGGCCAUCCCACAACAUAAUUACAAGGAUCCUUACAAGAAAGGCAGGUUGGAGAAGUAGUAGUGACAGCAGAAGUAGGGAGUUAGAGCGGUGCACGGAAAGAGCCAUGAUCUAAAGAUGCAAAUGGCCUCUGGAAGCUGAGAAAAGCAAGAAAUGGAUUCUACUCUGAAGCCUUCAGUAGCCCUGAUGACACCUUAAUUUGACCUCCAGAAAUGGAAGAGAAUACAUUUACGCUAUUUUAAAGUUAGCAUGUGUGGUAAUUUGUUAAAGUAACAAAACAAAUAACUUCAGGUCUUGCCAAUGCUCUAAUUAUCUGAAAAACUGCUGUUUCUGGAGUUCAGGUAAUCUUUCUAGGAUGAAGCAGAGGAAGGGGCAGAGCUCAUAUGUGAACUAAGCAAACAGACUUAAAAUCCUCCACUUAGCCCUUUAGUCCACAUCCUUAGUUACGAUGCUAGUUAGGAAAGGCAUAAAUGCUUUGUUAACUUCUCUUCCUUGUCAGCUUUAGGAUGCUGUUUUAAUCAAGAUUCUAUAGAGACAGAACCAAUACAGGGUGUUUAUGUGUAUAUGGAAAAAUAUAGGUAGGCAAGUAGAUAAUAAAUAUAAAUAUAGAUGAUAGAUAGAUACUCUGAUUUUAAGGAAUGGGAGCAUUUGAUAGGUGAGUUCUUCUCAGGAAAUACUUGCAACACAAUCUACUGAAAGGCAAGAAGAGGCAACAUUGUGGAUGGAGUUCAAAGGCAGCCUGCUGGAGAAGUCCCUCUUGCUCUGUGGAAGUUGACCUUUGGUUCUGUUCAGGCCUUC